AUGGCACCAGCUAAGGAUCUCACUCAUUUUUUGUCAGAAGAGUCGAAAAGAAGACAGCCCUCUCCACUUAAGACCGCCUUCAAGUACUUUGGCCAACCAGACCUCAUUUUCCUGGGAGGAGGACUUCCUCUUUCGGAUUAUUUCCCUUUCAACAAGAUUACCGUUGAGUCACCGGCUCCUCCGUUCGAGAAUGGUAUUGGAUAUGCACCCAAGGAAGGUGAAGCCAUCACUAAGACUGAGGUCUUGAAGCAGAAAAUUGAGGACUUCGACGUGCCAUUGUCCAGAUCUCUCCAAUAUGGUCACACUGGAGGCCAACCUGAAUUUUUGAAAUUUGUCAAGGAACACACUGAACUGUUCCAUAAGCCACCCUACGACGACUGGGACGUUUUGGCUACCGUUGGAAACACCCAAGCUUGGGAUGCAGUUUUGAGAACUUUCUGCAACGAAGGCGACUCCAUACUGGUUGAGCAGUACACAUUCCCUUCUUCAAUGGAAGCCGCAAAGUCUCAGGCGGUCAAGUUUAUUCCCAUUCCUGUGGAUGCCGAAGGUAUUUUGCCUGAAAAAUUGGACGAACAGCUAGCUAAAUUGGAAAAAUCCCAACUCCCUAAGUUGCUAUACACCAUCCCUACAGGGCACAAUCCUACUGGAUCUUCGUUGAACAAGGAGAGAAAACAGGCAAUUUAUAAGUUAUCCCAAAAGUACGAUUUCUUGAUUAUUGAAGAUGAACCUUACUAUUUCUUACAAAUGGAAACAUACACACCUGAUGCGUCAAAGAGGGACAACGCUCCAAAGGGGAAAGAGGAGUUCGUUAAUGCUCUGGAGCCUUCAUUUUUAUCUAUGGAUGUUGAUGGAAGAGUUCUCAGACUGGACUCUCUAUCCAAGGUCUUAGCUCCUGGUACCAGAAUCGGUUGGAUCGUUGGUCAGCCAGCACUGUUGAUGAAGUUUUUCAGACUCCACGAGGUUUCCAUUCAAAACCCAUGUGGAUUCUCCAGUUCCAUCGUAACUGGUUUACUUUCUCGCUGGGGUAAUGAUGGCUAUUUGAACUGGUUGAUGGGUCUACGUGCUGAAUACACCAUCAAGAGAGAUGUGGCCAUUGAUGCCAUCGCAGCCAGUUUCCCUAAGGAAAUUAUCGAGUACGUUCCUCCUGUGGCUGGUAUGUUCUUUACUGUGUUUAUUGAUGCUGCUAGACACCCUAAAUUUUCCACUGAGUUUGACAGUGAUCCACUCAAGGUUGAGAAUGCUAUUUUUGAGAGCUCUAUGAAGAAAGGUGCUUUGAUGAUACCAGGAUCAUGGUUCGAAAUAGCUCAUUCAUUCCCCGAGAAAGCGCUGUCAAAUGAAGUCGACUCCAAGAUCUUCUUCAGAGGAACCUAUGCCGCUGUUCCAUUGGACCAACUUAAACUGGGAUUGGAAAGGUUUGGCUCUGCUCUCAAGGAAGAGUUUGGUUUGUAG
Komagataella phaffii GS115 is the source of this 1449-nucleotide messenger RNA. Its product is annotated as Aromatic aminotransferase I, expression is regulated by general control of amino acid biosynthesis. Bases 1 to 1449 code for a protein of 482 amino acids. The transcript has a single exon. Gene Ontology annotation, molecular function: pyridoxal phosphate binding; aromatic-amino-acid:2-oxoglutarate transaminase activity; L-2-aminoadipate:2-oxoglutarate transaminase activity. The record is from RefSeq and is a predicted model, not a curated record. Lineage: Eukaryota; Fungi; Ascomycota; Pichiomycetes; Pichiales; Pichiaceae. Gene Ontology annotation, biological process: L-tyrosine biosynthetic process; aromatic amino acid catabolic process.